Erigeron canadensis is the source of this 343-nucleotide messenger RNA. RefSeq names its product protein yippee-like At4g27745. NCBI's taxonomy places the organism in Eukaryota, Viridiplantae, Streptophyta, Magnoliopsida, Asterales, Asteraceae. The transcript is spliced from 2 exons. The record is from RefSeq and is a predicted model, not a curated record. The coding region runs from base 9 to 332 and encodes 107 amino acids.
UCUCUCCCAUGGCAGAAGAGAUACGUCCAAGGUUUUAUGGCUGCUACAAUUGCCACAACCACAUUGCGCUUCACGAUGAUAUUGUUCGAAAAGAUUUUGUGGCCGGGAAUCGAAGAAGAGCAUUCUUGUUUUCGCACGUGAUGAAUGUAAAGCUAGGCACGUCAAUGGACCGUCGACUCAUCACUGGUGUGCACCUAGUGGCAGAUGUUCAUUGCUCUGAUUGUGGGACGAUUUUGGGAUGGAGAUACGAGAAGGCUUAUGAUGAAGCACAAAAGUACAAGGAAUCCAAAACUGUGCUUGAGAAAUAUAAGAUUGUCAAAGAUAAUUGGUAGUAUUUUUUUUU